This is a messenger RNA of Penicillium nucicola, 1299 nucleotides long. RefSeq lists its product as uncharacterized. Bases 1 to 1299 code for a protein of 432 amino acids. Lineage: Eukaryota; Fungi; Ascomycota; Eurotiomycetes; Eurotiales; Aspergillaceae. The record is from RefSeq and is a predicted model, not a curated record. The transcript has 3 exons.
AUGGUUAUGAAGGUUUCCGUCGCCCUCGUGGCUGCUCUCGCCGCGAUGGCCAAUGCUAGCCAUGAAGGCCUGCACGCUCGUCGUGUGCACCAGGCUCGUUCCGUCAGCGUUGCUCCUGCUCCUGCUGCCGAGUCGACUUCGACCGUCCAGGUGUUCCCGACCCCUGUCCAGCCUGCUCCCGAGGCCCCUGCUACUCCUUCUGCUGAGCCCUCUGUUGCUUCCUCCAGCGCUGCUCCCAGCUCCGUUGCUCCUAGCUCCGUUGCUCCCGUUGCCCCCAGCAGCGUUGCCAGUUCCAGCGUUGCCAGUUCCAGCGUUGCCAGCUCCAGCGUUGCCAGCUCCAGCAUUGUCAGCUCCAGCGUCGCUUCUUCUGCCGCUUCUUCCAGCGUGAUCGCUUCCGUUGCUCCCUCCAGCUCCGCUGAGGCUUCCGUUUCGGCUGGUGCUUCCGCCUCGGCCUCUGCCUCUGCCACUGAGAUCUUGUCUUCCACUGGCAAGCCCCGUGUCACCCGCACUCCCUUCAGCUCUCGCCCCACUGGUUACCCCACUGGUCGUCCCUCUGGACUCUCCUCCUCUGCCUCUGGCAUUUCCUCUUCCGCCUCUGGCAUCCUGAGCAGCUCUGCCGCUCUCCCCACUGGCACUAACGUCCCUGGAGCUGGCUCCGAGUCUGCCAGCGCUAUCACCGUUACCUACACUGUUGGCUCCGGUGACUCUACCAGCCUCGUCACCACCACCAUCUACAUGACCGCCACCCAGGACCACACUGUCACUGCUACCGAGUCCGGUGCCGGUGCCGAGAUCACCAAGCCUGGCCAGGCUGGAAACAACCAGGCUGACAAGACCAAGACCCACACCAACACCCUUCACUCCACCAAGACCGAGACUGUUACUCUCGUCGAGGCUCCUUCCACCUCCGCUGGUGCUGGCAACGGCGCUGGUAACGGUGACUCUUGCAACCCUAACCCCGUUACCGUCACCGCCACUGUCACUGAGACCGUGACUGCUGGUGCCGAGACCACUGCUCCUGCCAACAACAACAACCAGCAGACCGGAUCUGAGACUGUUGCCCCCGUCCCCGAGACCACCGCUUCCGCCUCCACCAGCAGUGCCCCUUACAGCAGCAGUGUCCACCACUACAGCCGCACCCGCACUCUCACCCCUUCUUCCAGCGGUUUCGCUACUCGCACUCCCACUGGAACCCCCAGCGCUAAGCCUUUCCCCACUGCCAGCGGCUUCCCCGCCCCUCCCAGCGGUACCCCCAGCGGCAAGCCCUACCUUGCCAACUGGCGCCGCAACUUCAUCUAA